Ciona intestinalis (vase tunicate) is the source of this 1813-nucleotide messenger RNA. The record is from RefSeq and is a predicted model, not a curated record. Lineage: Eukaryota; Metazoa; Chordata; Ascidiacea; Phlebobranchia; Cionidae.
UUUAGCUCGAAAAGCAACACAAUUUGAUUACUACGCAGCAAUGAACUGGCUUUUUUACCUCAUAUCUGUUCUGUUAGCAGCUCGUGCGACAGGGACAUUGUGUUUUGUAUGUGACACGGCGAAAAGUAACGAACAUUGUACGCGGAUAGGAAGAAUUCGACGAUGUGCCAGCGAUCAGAUGUGCCAAAACGAAGCCCGCACAACAGAUAGAGGAGUUCGUAUAUGGAAACGCUGUAAACAAAAGCUUGCGUGUGAAAACAACUAUCGUCAGAACGUUCAAUGCAACCCUUCAGAAUUGGGAUCAAUCUGCAGAUGUUGUUGUAACACUGACCGAUGCAACUUAAAGUUACUGUACUGCCAUGAAAAAAUUAUCGAACAAUUUCCUGAAAGAAUUCUUCUUUGUCCUCCAUUGGAGCCGCCUGAUAACGGAAGCGUAAUUUGCCCCAACAAGAAUAAUGUUAGUUAUAUCGGCGUUGGUACGACAUGCACUUUCGAUUGCGAUCCGGGGUAUGAUGUAAUCGGACCAUCAAGCAGCAGAUGUACAAAACUUCCGCACCAAAACGUUGCUCGUUUUGACAAGGAGCCACCAAUGUGUUUAAAACACGAGUGUGCAAUACAACAUACUGAAUUGGAAGGUGGUAACGUUUCAUGUAACGACAGCAACAUGAUUGGAAGUAUAUGUCGAUUCGUCUGUGAGGCUGGGUACGUUUUGUCCGGUUCCAAUCUUUUAACAUGUGAGCCAAAUAGAUUCUGGUCUACAGUAGCACCUACUUGUCAACUAAUCGUGUGUCCAGCUCACAUCGACUCAGCGAAUGGUCUUGCUGAAUGUACGGACGAAAAUCGACCAGGAAGUCAAUGCAGGUUUUUGUGCAACCAAGGAUAUGCUUUGUCUAAUAACUCGACACUGAAUUGUUCUUUUACCAACGAAACAAAUGCAGAAUGGGACAAACCUGCACCAAUAUGCGAAGAAAUUUUAUGCACGGAACUGGGCCAAAUAAACAACGGGCAGUUCUCAUGUUCGAAUUCGAACCAUUUUAACUCAACAUGCUCUCUCGAGUGCAACGCAGAUCAAGAUUAUUUUCCAUCUCCGAGAAACACCGAGUUCGUGUGUAUAGAUGGGGUGUGGGACGCACCAAGACCUUGCUGCACGAGGAACUGUCCUCCGUACACAAAGAUGGAUUUGGUUCUCGUUCUUGAUUCGUCUUCAUCGGUAGGAAAAGAAAAUUGGAAAUCUAUGAUGGGAUUUGCAGAAACCGUGAUAAAUUCCUUCGUUGUUGGUAGCAACCUUACAAGGGUAUCUGUAAUUCGGUACAACGGAAAAGUCGACAAUGCUACUCAGAUACUUUUCAACGACUUUUUGGACGACCAAGAGGGUUUAUUGAACAAACUAAGAACUCUCCCCUAUCGUGGAUCUGGCACUAAAACCGGACAGGCGCUGAGGUAUGCCAAGAGGGAACUUUUAAAGGAAAGUAAUGGGAAUCGAAAAGAAGUCACCGACGUUGUGGUUGUCAUUACAGAUGGUCGUUCGCAUGAUAAAGUCGCUGGGCCAUCACGGGCGUUAAGGAAUGACGGGGCUUUGAUCUACGUCAUCGGCGUCGAGCCUGACAAUGGAAAUGUACUGGACGAAGAACAUUUAAUUGACGUAUCUGGAAGUGCCACACGUGUCAUUAGAGUGACGUCCGGUUUCAGCGGACUGACUAAUACGUUCCAAGCCGACCUCACAGAGCAUAUUUGCGGGAACCUGUGCUCCGAUGGAGAUUCGAUUACUGGGAAAUUCCUAGAAAGGUUUUCGACUUCCCGAAAAACUUAUUAA